Messenger RNA from Neodiprion virginianus, 4971 nucleotides. RefSeq names its product E3 ubiquitin-protein ligase HECW2-like (gene Hecw). The coding region runs from base 75 to 4460 and encodes 1461 amino acids. Gene Ontology annotation, molecular function: protein binding; ubiquitin-protein transferase activity. The transcript is spliced from 8 exons. Lineage: Eukaryota; Metazoa; Arthropoda; Insecta; Hymenoptera; Diprionidae. The record is from RefSeq and is a predicted model, not a curated record. Gene Ontology annotation, biological process: regulation of dendrite morphogenesis.
CAAAUGAUUACAAACUUAGUCAGACAUUGUUGGUACCUGAACCGUCAAUUAAUGACAAAGGUGUCCCAGGUGGUAUGGAAAUGUCAAGAGAUGGGUCGAUAUCAACUGAUGAUAUAGAAAUAAUAGACAAAACCAUGAAUGUAUUAAGUGGGAGUAACGCUUCAUCACUAGGACGUAAAGAGUUGAUAAGAAAACAGUUUUUGUUUCAGGGCUCUGCUCAGAGCCUACCAAGUACAAGUUCACUAACUAAUUCAGCAAAAGACGGUACGAAUAUAAUGCCAGAAUUUUCUAGUACUGAUGUGUCUAAUACUUUUCGUGAUGUGAAUACGGGGAUUAGAAAAUCUUUGAGUAAACAGAAAAAUUUCUUGCAACCACAGUCAUUUGGUACAGCUGAAAAAGAUACGAGCGAUGACAGCCAGUUUAAUUUAAUAUCUAGUAAACCAAACUUAGCUAGUAUCAGUGCUAUAGAAGAACCUAAGCAGAAUUCAAUUCAUCGCAUCAACAGUUUACACAAGAACCAUAGCAAUUCUCUCGAGUUAUUAGUUAGAGAAACCACUGAUACUCAAAAACUACCUGGCGAAUCAUUCAACUUUGCAGAGGAUCUCCAUUCUCUUCCUCUAAAAAUACCCGCAGAGUUUUCAAGCUUCAGAGAAGAGUCGCAAGAUUUUUCUCCAAAGAUAUCUGGGGAAUCGGCAGACUAUAUGGAAAAGCCUAACUCUCCAACUGUGAAAAUACCUGGUGAGUCCAUGAGUUUUGAAAAUAAGGCAUUAGACGCUCCUGUACCUGUAAAAAUGCCUAAAGAAGUUUUGAGCUGCAGAGAAGAGCCUCAAGAUCCUUCAUUAAAAAUACCUGGGACAUCGCCAAGCUUUAUACAAAAUCCUCAAUCUCUGCCUGUGAUCAUACCUGGAGAGUCAAUGAUUUUUGAAAAUGAGACUUUAGAUUCUCUCACACCUGUAAUCAUACCUGGAGAAUUUUCCAAUUUUAAUGAAGAAUCACAAGAACCUCCUUUAAAAAUUCCUGCGGAAUCGGCAAACUUAAUAAAGCAGGCUGAAUCUCCACCUGUGAAAAUAGUUGGUGAAUCAAUGAGUUUCGAAAAUGAGACACUAGAUUCUCAUAUACCUGUAAAAAUACCUGGAGAAUUUUCGAGCUUUAGAGAAGAAUCGCAAGAUUCUCCUUCAAAAAUUCCUGGUGAUUCGUCAACCAUUAAGAAAAUAGCCGAAUCUCCACCUGUGAAAAUACCUGGCGAGUCAAUGAGUUUUCAAGAUGCUUUGAAAGACCUCCCAAUGCCUGUAAAAAUAAGUGGAGAACUGUUGACCUCAGAAGAAGAUUCACAAGAUCAUCUACCUGUGAAAAUUCCAGGGAAAUCGUCCACCAGAUAUGUAGAACAAGAGUGUUCUUCAUCUAUUCGAACAACUGGAGAAUUAUCAAGAAGCGUUAGAGAAGAUAUAUUAGAAUCAGAUAAUAGUUUUGAUUCCACUGAUGGAGCUGCCUCCUUACCUUUAAGAACCCCUGUGAUCGCUACAACCCAUGGGAAAAAUUCUUUUGAUAUAGCCUCGAAUGACGAUCAAAAGACAGUGAUUACAUCCAUGAAGCCUUUUAGAUUACCAAGCUUACCUAAUUUGUUUGAAAUCCAGGGAGAUUCUGCUGCACUUUCAGAAUCAUUAAACACUGUUCAGCGCCGUCUAGAUGAGGCUCGGAAUUUUGAGCUUGGUCAGCGGUCUUCAAACAGUAGUGAUGGAAGUAAUUCGGAUACUGAAUCGCAACAAGCUGCUGCAUCUCGUAAUGGGACUAAAAAGAGAUCAUAUAAGCAACAUGGUGUUGCGUCAAACGAUAGUGUGGAGUAUUACCAGCUGUGGCGCAGUACUGGUGGUACUCAAGCACCGGAAUUUCUUUACGAAACCUUGUAUCCAAAUCCUCCACCGCUGCCUCCAAGAUCAGUGCACAGACCACUGCACAGAACUCAUGCAUUACCAAGUGUGCCUCCUGAACUACCCAAAAGGCAUCCUCAAAAACAUCCAACACCCUUUCAUCCUGAAGAUUGUUUUGGGUUUGAAAUUGUGGAUGUUGAUGAAGCCUCAGGAUUGAAGUCUCGUACAGCUGUAACAAAGAGUAUAGCUCUGCUAAGCUCUCCAAGACCGCACAGGCCUCUGUCGCGGCCACUACCUGACUCGGCAUUGCUCAAUCAAUCAGAAUGCCCUCCAACGCCGACACAUCGUCCAAGACCACUCCGUCCUUUACCUAUCUGUGCAACUUCAAAAGCAUCUGUUUCGUCAGAGGAACCAUUACCGACAUCGUGGGAAGCCAGAAUUGAUAGCCAUGGCCGUGUGUUUUACAUCGAUCAUGUGAAUCGUACAACGACAUGGCAGCGCCCAGGAAUUGUGACUCGUAAUAGUGGUUGUGACAUGCAACGCCAGCAACUCGACAGACGAUAUCAAAGUGUCCGCCGUACCAUAUCUCGACCUGAUAAUAUUGAUCAAGAGCCAGCGAAUUCAAAUGUGGGUACUAACAAUUCAGAAACAACUGCACGGCAGUCAGAACAUCAAAUUGAACGACGAGCAGAGCGUGCCAAUACCAACGAAAACGAACCAUUUGACAUAACAACAACACCACCCAUAUUGUUUUUAACAAGAUCUGACUUUUUUACCGUUUUGCAUACAAAUUCUGAUGCUAUGGAAUUGUACAACCGAAAUUCCAGCUUAAAGCAUAUGAUAAGUAAGAUUCGAAGGGAGCCUGCAGCGUUCCCGAGAUAUGAACAUAAUCGAGACCUUGUUUCUCUGAUUAAUUUUUUUGCUGAUCCUUUGAAAGAACUCCCCAGAGGGUACGAGUCUAAACUUGACAGAACCGGCAAAAGAUUCUUUAUUAGUCAUGCAAGAAAGGCGACGUCAUUCAUUGAUCCACGGUUGCCAACUGAGCCUACGCAUCCAAGAUCUGUUAUAGACGAGCCACCUGUGCCACCGCCGCGGCCGCAGCAAUCAACCGUCCAUACAUCUCCCGACAUUCCAAUAGCUUACAAUGAUAAGGUCGUAGCUUUUCUGCGCCAGCCAAAUAUUAUGGAUAUUCUGAAGGAAAGACACGCCGGCUUGGGGCAGAACAUUGCCCUCAGAGAAAAAGUUAACACUGUUAGAGUUGAGGGAACCACUGCUCUGCAAAGAUUGGGGCAUGAUGUACCGUUGGCAUUGCUUUUGAGCUUGUUCGAACAUGAAAUAAUGUCAUAUGUACCUGGUAAUAUUGGUCGCUCUCCUCUGGGAAGUCCACAUGCUUCACCAGGGUUAGCCAGAGCCUCGGCUAGAGCUCCAGCACCCUAUAGAAGAGAUUUUGAAGCAAAGCUAAGGACCUUCUACAGAAAGUUAGAAAGCAAAGGAUACGGCCAAGGGCCUGGUAAACUGAAGCUACACAUCAGACGAGAACACCUGCUGGAAGAUGCCUUCACCCGGAUAAUGGCGGCCUCUAAAAAGGACUUGCAAAAGGGUAAAUUAGCAGUGACAUUCGACCAUGAGGAAGGUCUAGAUUAUGGAGGACCAUCGCGAGAAUUUUUUUUUCAUUUAUCUCGAGAGUUAUUCAAUCCUUAUUACGGGCUCUUCGAGUAUUCUGCUAAUGAUACUUACACUGUUCAAGUAUCUCCAAUGUCUGCUUUUGUCGAUAACUAUCAUGAUUGGUUCAGAUUUUCUGGACGAGUGUUGGGGCUUGCUUUGGUACAUCAGUACUUACUUGAUGCCUUUUUUACAAGGCCAUUCUAUAAGGCAUUGCUUAGAUUACCUGCAAGUUUAAGCGACUUGGAAAGUCUGGAUCAGGAAUUUCACCAGAGCCUAAUGUGGAUCAAGGAGCGUGACAUAAGCAUCGAACCUUUAGAACUAACAUUCUCGGUUACGGAAGAGUUACUAGGUCGUGUGGCAGAGCGUGAAUUGAAGCCAGGUGGAAAGAAUAUAAUGGUUACGGAAAAGAAUAAGAAAGAGUACUUAGAAAGGGUUGUUCGCUGGCGCUUGGAACGUGGUGUAGCUGAGCAAACUGAAUCUCUUGUUCGCGGUUUUUAUGAGGUAGUUGAUCCUCGUUUGGUAUCAGUAUUUGAUGCACGUGAAUUAGAACUAGUCAUAGCUGGAGCUGCUGAAAUAGAUUUAAAUGAUUGGCGAGCACACACUGAGUACAGAAGUGGGUAUCAUGAUGCGCAUCCAGUUGUCGAGUGGUUCUGGAGCUGUAUAAGUAGAUUUUCAAACGAACAGCGAUUAAGAUUACUGCAGUUUGUUACUGGCACUUCAAGCAUACCAUUUGAAGGCUUUGCUGCUCUUAGAGGAUCGACAGGACCCAGAAGAUUUUGCAUUGAGAAAUGGGGAAAACCAAAUAGCUUACCAAGAGCGCAUACUUGUUUCAAUCGCUUGGACUUACCGCCUUACCCAACACCAGAAAUUUUGUAUGAAAAGUUGCUUCUUGCUGUUGAAGAAACCAAUACUUUUGGAAUCGAGUAAGCAUCCCUUGGAAUAUACCAAUAUCGCUUUAUUUACCUUUUGAUAAAUUUUACGAAUAUAAAAUUAAUGAAGCUAGGUUCUAUUAUAGUGAGAAGCAGGUAUAAACUAAGUAAGACAAAUACAACUGUUACGAAUCCAUAACAAUAUUGAAAAAAAUGAAAUGCUUAGAUUGUUACAAACGAAGUCUGUGAUGGGAUUGAUAAACACAGACAAAAUUUUAUGCAUUCUAUCUAUGCCGUGUCUCUGAAUCCGUGCGGACACUUAAAUCAGAUAGAUAAGAGCGAUGACCAAUAAGUUUUGAAGAAAUUUACUAUUUUAUCUUAUUGUCAGCGAUGGAGUUCUUCUACAAGAUUAUUACUUUCACCAACUGACUCAUUUGUUGAAUGUCAGUUAUUAUAUAGCAGUUUGAAAUUCUGUAUUUACACCAAUCGGAGUAGUCAUUAGUGAGCCAAAAUGCAGUGUUUUAUUUAGACUCGCUGAUUUGGAAGAGACGAAAUUUAAUUUAAUUAAG